This is a messenger RNA of Anopheles nili, 1548 nucleotides long. RefSeq lists its product as uncharacterized. The record is from RefSeq and is a predicted model, not a curated record. The transcript has 6 exons. The coding region runs from base 1 to 1293 and encodes 430 amino acids. Lineage: Eukaryota; Metazoa; Arthropoda; Insecta; Diptera; Culicidae.
AUGGCCGGACAUUCGGCUGAAAUUGGUAAAAUAAAUUGGAGCACAUGUGUAACGGUAGCCACAUGCCAAAAGGGGUCCACCCACAAGGUGACAUGUGCCGACGAGAUGAUGCGAGUGGACGUAGCACUGCCGACGAACAACUUCUCCGAUGAUCUCGUCUAUCUGGAUGGUAUGAAGGGCUACCCGGACCCGAAAUGUAAGCCAACGAUACGCGAGAAUCUAGCCGUGUUCGAGCUAUCCCUGACGAACAUCUACGACUGUGGUGUGACACGUGUGAUCAAUCAAAUUACGGGGAAGAAAGUGUUUUAUCACCGGAUCAUCGUCGAAGGCGGUCCGGAGACCGGAAAGGAGAUCGUGAGCGUGAAAUGCAUCACCACCGGGCCGAGCUACAACGUUACGCACGGAAUCGUCAAGCGGGAUGUUCUUCCGGCAGGUUUUCAGGAACCAGAGGAUCUGGAAAUAACGACCUCCAUCACGGAGAACGCCCCGGAACCGUCGCUCGGAAUCGCCAUACGCCAAGGCGACAAGCUGGUAUCGGGUGACCUCAACGUCAGCCCCGGGGCUCACCUUCAGAUGGAAAUUUUCCUCGACAACCGGUCGGCCCCGAUCUACGGGUUGGGCGUGAACUACAUGCUCGUCACCGACACCAAGUUCCAGGAGGAGACGAUCAUUUUCAAUGGUUGCUCCGUUGACCCUUACCUGUUCGAGAACUUCAAUACCGUGGACGGUGACCUACUGGCGGCAAAGUUCCGUGCCUUCAAGUUCCCCGAGUCGACGUACGUUCAGUUCCGCGGUACUGUUAACGUGUGUGUUGAUCGGUGCAAGGGUGUCAUCUGCAGCAAUGGUCAGACCGCGUUUGGACGGCGUAAGCGAGAAAUAAACCCUGCACCGGCCGAUCCGAACAAGAUCUACGAGGUCACGAUGACCACCUUCAUCAAGGUGAACUACGACGAGAACGCGGAUCAAAAUACCGUAUCGGAGAUCGACCAGAAAAUCCGUCAGCUAAAGCUCACCAAUCAGAAGCUCGCCCGCAACAGCCGCGCCGGUAACGUGUUCGAGAGCAUCCACAAUGGACCGGCGCGAACACAGGAUGUGGAGCAACCGGCCGUGACCGUACCACAGGCGGACAAUGAAAGCGCGAAGGUUGAAGAGACGAUCGUGUUCCGUGAAGUAAUCACCCGGCAGGAGGAACCCGUCUUCGAGGACAUCAACAAUGGCGCGCGGCGGACGGGAUAUACCGUCGCAGUCCUGGUCGGACUUUGCUCGCUCGUCCUGGCGGUUGCGCGCCACUGAACCCUCACGAUUUCUCACCGGUGAGCGUGCUUUUAGGGGCACCUUAUCGGCAAACCAAACGCGAUGCGGGACUGCUUCGCUACAACCGAGCUCGGCGGGCUGAAGUGGAAGAGAACGAUGAAACAGACAAGGCACUGAUAGCUGGUGUCCUUUUUUGUACGAUUUACUUCCACUUUGGCCGUCGCCGACCGCGGUAGCCACGGAGAUAAAAGGGGAACAUUAGGGGAUUUUCUUCCGCCUUGGUAGAGGGUUUGU